This is a messenger RNA of Punica granatum (pomegranate), 1155 nucleotides long. The record is from RefSeq and is a predicted model, not a curated record. Lineage: Eukaryota; Viridiplantae; Streptophyta; Magnoliopsida; Myrtales; Lythraceae.
CACCAACAACAUUAAAAUAUUCAAUGCCCGCUUUUAUAAAUUGGAGACAAACAGCAUUAAUCGCUUCACUUGUUCUGCAAAGAGAAAUGGCUUCCUUUCUGUGGACUAGUACUGCUCUUUGCCUGAGCUUCUUCCUGCUCCUGCCCUCUGUCGCCAGGAGUGCUGCCCCGAAGCGGCCCGUCCACGUCCCAUUUGGUCGGAACUACAUGCCGACUUGGGCGUUCGACCACAUCAAGUACUUCAAUGGAGGCAACGAGAUUCAGCUUACGCUUGACAAGUACACUGGGACCGGGUUUCAGUCGAAAGGGUCCUACUUGUUCGGGCACUUCAGUAUGCAGAUUAAGAUGGUUCCCGAUGAUUCUGCCGGCACUGUGACUGCCUUCUACCUAGCUUCUCAAAACUUGGAACACGAUGAGAUCGACUUCGAGUUCCUUGGGAACAGAUCGGGGCAACCUUACAUUCUCCAAACGAAUGUGUUCACCGGUGGCAAGGGAAAUCGCGAGCAGAGGAUCUACUUGUGGUUUGAUCCCACAAAAGAUUACCACUCCUACUCAGUACUCUGGAACAUGCACCAGAUUGUAUUCUUCGUGGAUGAUGUGCCGAUAAGAGUGUUCAAGAACAGCAAGGACUUGGGGGUGAAGUUCCCGUUCGACCAGCCCAUGAAGAUAUACUCGAGCCUGUGGAACGCGGACGACUGGGCCACACGGGGCGGGCUUGAGAAGACGAACUGGAGCAAGGCGCCUUUCAUUGCGUCCUACAAGAGCUUCCACAUUGACGGGUGCGAGGCCUCAGUGCACGCCAAGUUCUGCGCCAGCCAGGGCAAGAGGUGGUGGGACCAGAAGGUGUACCAGGACCUGGACGCUGCCCAGUACCGGAGGCUGCAAUGGGUCCGCAAGAAGUACACAAUCUACAACUACUGUUCAGACCGAAGCAGGUUCCCGACCCCGCCAGUAGAGUGCAAGCGCGAUCGUGACAUCUAAUCAUCGUAUUCAACUAUAUCAUUUAUUUAUAUCAAUCAUGUUAGGUUAUCAUUGAUUUGAUUUGCCUGAUUUUCAGCGAGCAUUGUGCUAUUUAAACACCUUUUUUUAUCCUGUUUCUUUGCUCUGUAAUAACCGACCCGAUGAUAUAUCUAGUUAUGAUUGAAUUUCUUGGCAA